UUUAGCGUGCUACUAGUUAGCUAACCAGCUAGCUCUCUAGCGUUGCACAGCGCACAGUACUCCUCCUCCUGGCUGCUUCUCAUCUUUCCCUCAAAAAUUGGGCGACAACCGAAGACAGGAUCUCGUCGACAAAGGCAAGAUAAAAAGAGGGUGAGCUCACUCCCAACAAACAGGCAUCCGUGAUCUGAUGUGAGAUCCACGGAGAGACAAUGCCUAGCCCUUUAUUCCACCCCGAGAUUAUGGACCACGACGUGGUGAUCAGCAGCCAGCACAACGGGGUCGGUCUGCCCCGAGAGACAGACCAGGAUUCCCGGGAAGAGGACCAUCAUGAUGCGCUCCGCUUCGCCCUGGACCAGCUGUCACUCAUGGCUCUGGAGAAAGUGGACUGUGGUAGCGGAGGCGGCGUGCUGGUCGACCCUCUAGAUGGGACCCAGGGUCCGGGCUCCGAGGGCUGCAACGGUGUGGGCGGAGGGGGGUAUGUGGAUCUACAGAUGCUGGAGCAUCCAAACGGGUCCCGGGACUCGCCGACGUCCUGCUCUCCAUCCCCGGAGUACUACGGAUCGGGCGGGUACCACAUGGCCAGCUCGCACUCCAUGCUCCACGGGGAACAAAGCUCCGUCCUCUGCAGCAGGAAAAGAAGUGUCAACAUGACAGAAUGUGUACCUGUCCCCAGCUCUGAACAUGUGGCUGAAAUAGUGGGAAGACAAGGUUGUAAGAUUAAGGCCUUGCGUGCCAAAACAAACACGUAUAUAAAGACUCCAGUCAGAGGCGAGGAGCCUGUGUUCAUCGUGACGGGACGCAGGGAGGAUGUCGAGAUGGCCAAGCGGGAAAUUGUCUCUGCGGCUGAGCAUUUUUCUAUGAUCCGGGCGUCCCGCUGCAAAGCUGGAGGCCCCGGAGGAGGAGGCGGAGGCGCCAGCUCUCUUCCUGGACCACCACACUUACCUGGACAGACCACCAUACAGGUGAGGGUGCCCUACAGAGUAGUCGGUUUAGUUGUCGGACCAAAGGGAGCAACGAUCAAGCGCAUCCAGCAGCAGACUCACACCUACAUCGUGACACCCAGUCGAGAGAAAGACCCGGUGUUCGAGGUGACCGGCAUGCCGGAGAACGUGGACCGCGCGCGCGAGGAGAUCGAGACCCACAUCACCCUGCGAACUGGAACCUUCGUAGACCUGCAGGGAGACAAUGACUUCCACUCCAACGGCACGGAUGUCAGUCUAGAAGGCCUGGGCGCCCUGAGCGGAGGGCUGGGGUCGUCUCUGUGGUCCAGGGCUACUGGCCACCAUUCGGUCCCCCCUCCUCCUCCUCCUCCACCCUCCCCACCUCCUCCCCUCCCCAUGUCCAUGCACCACUCCUCCAGCCGGAAGAUGUCCUCCUCAGUAGCCUAUCACACGCACAACAGCGGGAUGAGCUCCGACAACUUCAGCGCCUCUCGCAAGGCCAACGAGGGAGGCAGCCCCACCAGCCCUUUUAGCACAGGCUCCAGCAGUGCUGGAGGAGGGUUUACUUUCGGGGGCGACUCCACGCCAGGGCUGCCCUCCUCGGACGAGCUGGGCUUUGAGUUCACCGCUGCCAACAUCUGGGCACCGUUCGUCAACGGAGGGGCGGGCAAUAAGACGGCCGGCUCCUCCCAGCAGCAGCCUCUGCGUCGCAACAGCAGCGGCCUCAGCGGUGGCGCCAUCACUCCAAGAUUGUCUCCAACUCCGCCUCAGGACACGGGCGUGGGCCCCCUGGAUCAUCCAUUAGCCCGUCGCGCACAGAGCGACCCCCUCAGCACUCUCUCCUGGCUACAGUCUGGCAGCGCAGGCGGCGGCGGCUCCUUCUCCGGCGCGUCCAGCUCCAGCUCCGGCGGUUCGUCGACCGGUUACUCCUCCUGCUCGGCCUCCUCCCUGCCUGGCGGCUCGCCCACUGACUCCGAGGGCGGCGGCAUGGUCCUCAGCUCCGGGAUGCUGAGUCGGCUGAAAGGCGGCUCCGUCUCCGGGGUCGCGGGCUUGGUCGGCGUCAGCCCCGGCAUCAACAGGGACUGCUUUGUGUGUUUCGAGAGCGAGGUGACGGCAGCCCUGGUGCCUUGUGGCCACAACCUGUUCUGCAUGGAGUGCGCCGGGCAAAUCUGCCAGUCAGCUGAGCCCGAGUGUCCCGUCUGCCACACCCCCGCCACACAGUGCAUCCGCAUCUUUUCCUAAUGCCUGAGAGGGGGGGGCAAUAUGAAGUGGGCAAGAAGAAGACUGGGGUGGGGCACCAGCUGUGGCAGAGGCAAUGGAAGGAUUCACACUAAUAACUCUCACACACAUGAUGGACCAUAAUAAAUGCAUAAUAGAGAUGAUGAUACUAUACGGAUGUUGAUUUAUUGCUGAUAACUGUCAAGAUUAAUAAUCACAAUAACAAUAAUAAUAAUAAUAA
Molecule: messenger RNA, 2400 nt
Organism: Perca flavescens (yellow perch)
Lineage: Eukaryota; Metazoa; Chordata; Actinopteri; Perciformes; Percidae
Product: RNA-binding protein MEX3B
Exons: 4
Coding region: 210-2183 (657 amino acids)
Molecular function (GO): RNA binding
Source: RefSeq, a predicted model, not a curated record